CCAUCUACACGCGCCUUCGAGUGGGACUCACGCGCAUCUGCGUUCUCCGUUUGCCCUAAUCUCCUCCGAUAAGAGAUCUCGCCGCGACUCGUCUAUUUAGCGAUUCGUUCCGUGUCGACUCGGUUACGAUCUAAACAAUGGAUCCGAUGGAUAUAGUUGGCAAAUCCAAAGAAGACGCUUCGCUUCCUAAAGCUACGAUGACUAAGAUUAUAAAGGAGAUGUUACCACCUGAUGUUCGUGUUGCUAGAGAUGCUCAAGAUCUUCUUAUCGAGUGUUGUGUAGAGUUCAUAAAUCUUGUAUCUUCAGAAUCUAAUGAGGUUUGUAACAAAGAGGAUAGACGAACGAUUGCUCCUGAGCAUGUUCUCAAGGCACUACAGGUUCUGGGUUUCGGAGAAUAUAUAGAGGAAGUCUAUGCUGCUUAUGAGCAACAUAAGUAUGAAACCAUGCAGGACACGCAGAGAAGUGUGAAAUGUAACAGUGGAGCUCAAAUGACUGAGGAGGAAGCUGCAGCUGAGCAGCAACGUAUGUUUGCUGAAGCGCGUGCAAGAAUGAACGGAGGUGCUCCGGUUCCUCAACCGCAACAUCCUGAAACCGAACAUCCUGAGACUGACCAUCCCGAAACCGACCAGAGAAGUCUGCAAAGCUAAUUGGAACCUUAAGGCUUUCUUCGCACCAUCGAUAGGCAAAAAUAAAAAUGAAAAGAGCAUCCUUUUAACGUUCCUUUGUAAGUGCAAAUGCAUAUGUCUAUAUGCUCUUAGUAUUAGAAUAAUAUAAGUUAGUGUUUUAUGAUCUGGAAACACUUGUGAUUCAGAUGUAGUUAGUAAAGCGUUUAUUGUUUUGUGCUACUUCUAUCCCGAGUACAUAUGGUGGAUCCGAUUUAAUGAGUUUACGGAGGGAGUUUUA
Messenger RNA from Brassica oleracea var. oleracea, 903 nucleotides. RefSeq names its product protein Dr1 homolog. The coding region runs from base 138 to 647 and encodes 169 amino acids. Gene Ontology annotation, molecular function: protein heterodimerization activity. NCBI's taxonomy places the organism in Eukaryota, Viridiplantae, Streptophyta, Magnoliopsida, Brassicales, Brassicaceae. The record is from RefSeq and is a predicted model, not a curated record. The transcript is spliced from 6 exons.